Fopius arisanus is the source of this 1468-nucleotide messenger RNA. NCBI's taxonomy places the organism in Eukaryota, Metazoa, Arthropoda, Insecta, Hymenoptera, Braconidae. The record is from RefSeq and is a predicted model, not a curated record.
GUUUCCUCGACAAUUGCAGCACCGAUUUUCUCAGUACAGAUUCGGUCACCAGCCUGACUUGUUCGCCAAAAAGAAGACGAAGAAAAAAAAAGAAUGUCCGAGUACCUGAAGGACCUCGAGUCGCUCUUGCACAAAAGCCUCGGCGAUGACACGAUCGUCGAGAGAUACGUCACCGGAGAGUUGCUACCCCCGGGUGAGAAUUACGGUAGCAAACUACUGAGUGUUCACGCAGUGAUAAAACGAAGCGAUAAAGAAGAUCCGGAAGACCUCUACCUGGUGGCGAAACUCCCAGCACCCACGCAAUUGCAGCGUGACAUGUUCGACACUCCGUUCACAUUCCAGAAGGAGAUCUUCAUGUACUCGGAUAUUUUGCCGUUCUACGAACAGCUGGAGAAGGCCAAUGGAGUGAAUGAACCCGAAAUCAGUCCCCGUUACUACGGUUCAAGGCUCUCCCUGAGCUCUGACGUUGAUUUCGACGACGACGCAGCCAUUCUCCUGGAUAACUUGACGCCAAAGGGUUAUUAUUCUACAGACAAACGACGGGGUUGUGACCUGGUGCACGCCAAGCUCAUUAUCAAGGCGAUGGCGAGAUUUCACGCCCUGGGAAUGGCAACGAAAGAGAAGGACCCGGAGUUCUUUGGGGUCCUGAAGAAGCGGUCGAAGUGCCUCGACGGUAAAAAUGGCGAUCAGUGGGGAAAGAUGGUGCAGAAACAGCUUCAGGAAAUCGCGGAUGAUCCAGAGAUCGGGAAAUUCUGGGAGGCGUGCGUUAAAACUGUGGAGAGUACUGACGCCAGUGUCUGGACGGAUCCACCUGAGGAACCCUGGUCGACAAUCAUUCAUUCUGACUGCUGGGCAAAUAAUAUUUUGUUUCACAAGCCGGAUGGCUCUGAUGAGCCUGAUGACAUCAAGUUUGUGGAUUAUCAGAAUUACUUGUUCCUCAGUCCUGCCAGGGAACUCACCUUUUUCCUUGGCUCGGGCCUUGAUGCUGACACUGUUCCACAUGCUCAUGAACUUAUUGAUUAUUAUUACGAUGAGGUAAUCAGACGGCUGAAGGCGCUUAAUUGUAAGGUGGAGAUGUACUCGCCCGAGAGCUUUCGGGAGAUGGUCAGGAGGGAUGGGAGAGUGGAAUUCACUCACUGCUUGUUCAUGGCUAGGCUGAUGAACCUGGAUGUUGAUGCUAACGAUCCUGAGUCUUAUGCUGUGGAAAAUCUUUUUACGAGGCCGAAUGGGAAAACGUACAAGGAGAGACUCAGGCAUGUUGUGAAAUUCUUUCAGGGAAGGGGGUGGUUAGCCCAAUGAGCCAUUUUUUUUCGGGUUUUUUAUGAUUUUAUCGGUGACAAUGAAUCUUGUAUCUGCUAUUUAGAGCAUUUAAGUGACAGAAUUGAAUGACAAAUGAUUUUAUCGAGCCUGUGUUAGUUUUCUGGUGUAAUUCAAGGACAUUUUUCUUAGUAUUGGGAACAUUUGUAUG